AUCAGAAAUAAACUCGGCUGAGAGAGACACAGCACCGUAGCUUCCAAGGAACAAACGAGAAGCACAAAAGGGACAGACCCAGAUCCUGAACCCAAACACCAGAGGACCUCAGAGGAUUUGAAGGAACAAAUCCCCGAGCCAUCGACCCCACACCCACACCAUGGAUAUCCAGACCAGCCAAGUGGUGCGACCUCCCAGCCCCAUGGAGAGCCUGGAGAGGCAGCUGAGCUGCCCCAUCUGCCUGGACAUGUUCACCAAGCCCGUGGUCAUCCUGCCCUGCCAGCACAACCUCUGUCGCGGCUGCGCCAGCGACCUCUACGACUCCCGCAACCCCUACCACUACUCCGGGGGCAUCUUCCGCUGCCCCACCUGCCGCUUCGAGGUGGUGCUGGACCGCCACGGCGUCUACGGCCUGCAGAGGAACCUGCUGGUGGAGAACAUCAUCGACCUCUACAAGGCCCAGCAGGAGAAGGGCGGCGAGGGCGUGGGCGGAGGCUCCCUGGAACCCCCGAUGAAGGACAAGGACACCAAGGAGGCCAAGUGCAAGGAGCACGAGGACGAGAGGAUCAACAUCUACUGCGUCACCUGCCAGAUCCCCACCUGCUCCAUGUGCAAGGUGUUCGGCCAGCACAAGGACUGUGAGGUCACCACGCUGGAGAGCGUCUACCAGACCCAGAAGGCCGAGCUGCGCAACGCCGUGGACAUGCUCGCGGCGGGAAACAGCUGCGUCCAGGCGGUCAUGGCCCAGCUGGAAGACAUGGGCAAGAGCAUCCAGGAGAACGGGGAGCUGCAGAAGAGACACCUGAGCGAGAGCUUCGACCUGCUCUACGCCAUCCUGGAGGAGCGCAAGGGCCAGCUGGUGGAGAAGAUCAGCCAGGAGGAAGAGGAGAAGGUCCAGGUGAUCAGGUCUCUGGUGGAACAGCACAAGGUGCAUCUUGAGGCUAGCAACCAGCUGAAGGAGAGGGCUUCGAAGAGUUUGGAGCUGGGAGGGGCGGCGGAGUUCCUGGUGAGCGCCAAGGAGCUGAUGUCUGAGGCCAAGGAGGUAGCCAGGGGAGCCCAGGUACAGAGGCCGGAGCCAGGCUACGAAAGCAUGGACCACCUCGUCGUAAACACAGAGGAUGUGGAGGUUCUUCUAGCCCAGAUGGACUUUGGAGUCAAUGAUGACGAUGUAGAGACAGAAGAAGACGAAUAGGAGGAGGAAUAAUGACUUUCCCUUUCAAGACAAAGACUUUAAGUAGAAGUAGGGGAAAGUUGAAGUAAAGACUCUGAUAAACUAGCAAGGAAGAAAUGAAAAGAUGUCUGCGGAUUUCACAGAAAAUGUAUAAUGGUGCCAUUUUGAAAAGUCGUUUUUUACACAUCCAAAAUGCAAGCUUUUGCAUUUCAUUUCCUUUUCUUUUUUAUACUUUUGUAUUUUAUGCCUAUUUAACUGUACUGUACUAUUUUGAUAUCUGUUGAGCUUGAUAUCACAAGACACAUAUUUAUGUUUACACUUGAAUUUCUAAAUGCAAGUUUAAACUACACGUACACAAAAAAAGUUUAUUUAUUGAGUUUGAAAUGUCUUCAUUGUUUUGUCAUACUUGAAUUGCUGCAAAAUGCACUGAAUCAUAUCUGACACUGCUGUUACAUUGUUAUGUCAUUGUGAGUUUCAAUAAAGUGUAAAAGAAAA
Messenger RNA from Hypomesus transpacificus, 1666 nucleotides. RefSeq names its product tripartite motif containing 63a (gene trim63a). Lineage: Eukaryota; Metazoa; Chordata; Actinopteri; Osmeriformes; Osmeridae. The coding region runs from base 161 to 1192 and encodes 343 amino acids. Gene Ontology annotation, molecular function: zinc ion binding. The record is from RefSeq and is a predicted model, not a curated record. The transcript has a single exon.